AUGGAUCACAUUACCCCCUUCCGCGGCGACGAUGCCGCGUCUGACAUGCCCGAGCUCGAGUCUGUCAGCGACUCCGAGAGUGAAUGGUCAUACCAAGACUGCGAUUGUGAAUGCCCGUCCAAAGGCUCUACGCGCGGCGCUGAAGAUGUAAGCGUACUGGGCUGCGAGGCAAGCUGGCCUCAACACUCGCGUGAAACGGCUACCGCUCUGUCGUCAGACGUCGCGAAUGCGCAGCCGGAGUACGUCUGGUCUGCUCGCAAUCCAACUCCGGCCCUGCGCGAGAUGGGCCACCCGGACACCCUAGGACCUUCGCCUCAAGCUCUCGAAGAGUGGCGCCUCUCCGUCAACCUUGCGCGCAUGCCGGAAGACGCUCAAGCUCAGGACUGUUCAGUCUCAAGCAAUCCGUUCUCGCUCUUUACGACACCCCUCUCGGCGGACCCAGAACCAGGCGUCGUACGAAAGUGGUAUAGGGAAUUGCGCGCGUGGGAGGAACAGCUUGAGAGAGAUACCGACAUCCGACGAGCCCGGCUAUGCGCCCGCGCAUACGCCGGCAUGCACGAGCGUAUGUUGCGCGAAAUCAACCUUGACAUCGACCGAAACUUCCGUCUGCACAAUAAGGACAAGUACAGAUCUAGCGCGGUGCACCGGACGUGCAGUGGCUGUCCCGCGCCGUGCCACGGCGGUGAAAGAGAGAAGGGGAUCGGCGCCGCCAAGGCAAAGUUGUAG
Peniophora sp. CBMAI 1063 is the source of this 726-nucleotide messenger RNA. Lineage: Eukaryota; Fungi; Basidiomycota; Agaricomycetes; Russulales; Peniophoraceae. The record is from the annotation of a GenBank genome assembly.